UUAUGUGCGGUUCGCGUAUGAUUUUUGAAGUAUGUAAUUUAUUCUAUUGUGUUUUCACAAUAGUUGUAAACCGGUUUUGGCGGUCAGUAUAUAAAGAAAGUUUGCACGAGAUUUAAUUAUCGAGGUUUGGGCAGUGACCAUUGUCGCACGUUUCUUUUGUAUUGAAGUCUAAUUUCGUUAUGUCUGAUAUCGAGCCUGAUAAACUACCUGAUAUGGAAGGUGUAGAGCUGCCGUGUCAAGCUGAUUCUGAUGAAAUUACAAAUGCUGAUUUGUUGUCGUUGAUGAAAACCUAUUUUACCAGAAAGUUGACGGGAAUUGAGAGAAAUUUUGCAGAUACCACACAUGAUCUUGCACGAAAGGUACAGAAAUCUGAGAGUUCCUUCAAGUUCAAGGGUAAUAAAGUUCAGUUUGACUUAAAUUCUGAUAUGUUAGAUAAUAUUGAUAUUGCUGUAGACUGUAUAGAGCACCGGAGAUAUGAGAAGGCCGUCAAAGUGCUGAAAGAAUCUGGUAAAUCUUUGAAGAAAAGGAAUAAGCUGAUUCGAAUAGCAGAUAAAUCCGAAGGUGGUUGGAAAACUGUAGACGAGUAUUUGUCUGAUGACGUGGCUAGUGACUCAGAGGAUGAGAAGCGCAUUCGGGCGGCUGAUGGCAGAGCAGUGAAGAAAUUGAAAACCGUGAAGCAGGAUAAGCGUCAAAACACAAAGAAAAGACCCGCGGAAUCUGCUGGUGGUCAAUCUAGUAUUGCUCACAAUGGAAAUAAUGGUGGUUUUUCACAGCAACAGCCCUUUCUUGUCGCGGGGGCCUCCGCCCCCAUCACAUCUCGUCGGAACAGAGCUAGGGACAUCUGUUACAACUGUGGUCUGUAUGGACAUUGGGCUAAAGACUGUAAAAAAGGGGAAAAUUCAGCAGCUUCCAGAGGAGCACCAUACUGAGAGAUCUCCAGAUAUUCUUAAGAUUUAUAUUACCACUGGGUAUUGCGUUUUGCUACGGUGUUACUGUGUACACACAUUGGACUGCCUUUUUUGGUCACUGGACCCUCAUCUUAUUGGUCGCUGGAAUAUUAUUAUAGAUUGUAUUAUUAUUUGAC
Molecule: messenger RNA, 1084 nt
Organism: Mytilus californianus (California mussel)
Lineage: Eukaryota; Metazoa; Mollusca; Bivalvia; Mytilida; Mytilidae
Exons: 2
Coding region: 180-929 (249 amino acids)
Molecular function (GO): nucleic acid binding; zinc ion binding
Source: RefSeq, a predicted model, not a curated record